AAGCGCAUGCGCGUUGGCCUCUCCCAUCUCCGCUACUUGGUACAGAGGCAAUAUGGAUGUGCAGGUAGCUCCUCUCCGACCCUGGGAGGAUUUCUUCCCCGGCAGCGACCGAUUCGCCGUGCCCGACUUCAAAGAUAUCUCUAAAUGGAAUAACAGAGUGAUCAGCAACCUGCUCUACUACCAGACCAACUAUUUGGCCAUGGCAGCCGCCGUCAUCUGCCUGGUGGGAUUUUUUAACCCGUUUGGAAUGAUUCUGGGCGGCACCAUCGUAGUCCUGAUCUUCUUGGGCUUUGUCUGGACGUCCCACAACAAGGAUUUCUUCCGCAAAUUUAAGAAGCAGUAUCCCACCGCCUUUAUCCUGGCCAUCCUGGUGUCCAGUUAUUUUAUUAUCUCGCUGUUUGGGGACGUCAUGGUGUUUGUGUUCGGAAUUACCCUGCCCAUGUUACUGAUGUUCAUCCAUGCCUCCCUGAGACUCCGGAACUUGAAGAACAAAGUGGAGAACAAGAUGGAGGGCAUUGGGCUAAAGAAGACCCCGAUGGGCAUUGUUCUCGAGGCUCUGGAACAACAAGAAGAAAACUUUGCUAAAAUCUCAGACUUCAUUAGCAAAGCGAAAGAAUAAGGACUCUGUUUCAUUAACCCUACAUGUACGGUUACGUGCAGAGGUUUAUUUUUCCUGUGUGACUAGGCAGGGGUGUCCUGCCGUGUUUGCCCCACAUAUCUGGCCAAAGAUGCCACAUUUCCUUGUCUUUAUUACAGUGUAAAUGUGGGGGACCUGGAGCUUUCCCGUUGGUGUGUAUUACAUUUGCUUCUGGAAUGCAGCGGGUUCCCUAUCUUUUAGCAUAAAGCACUAAAGGCAAAGUUUGCCCUGCUCCUGUAACCCAUAACAGCCAAUCAGCAGUCGGCUUAUACUGCUCGUGUACAUUAUAAAUAAAAGCUGCUUUGGGAUGCAAGAUCAGGCCAAACUUUGCCCAAUUAACACUGUGUUUUGCUGUAGGUCGAUGGAAAAUCCAUGCUGGUGUCAUCUGUUGACAAAGAAAUAAAUACCCUUUAUCCAGAUUCUGAUCCCCAAAACAAAUUUGUAAUUCGAGUUGUAUAGUGCAGGUAGCUGCAACAUACAAACACAUUGCUGAUCCAGGCAUGGUAGGGUGAAGACACACGGAGCUACUAGUAGCAGCUACUUGUCGUGGCUACUAAAAUUGACAAUGCUGAUCAUUUACUGAUAAUUGUCUCUACGUGUGUUUAAGCAGAGGCAAUUCUCAGUAUUGUCUAUGGCAGGGGAUUUUCUGGAGUUUAGUAACCAUGAACGUAGCUGCUACUAGUAGCUCUGUGUGUCUUCACCCUUAAUAUUCUCACUACAGAUGUCUCUGUGAUUCAAGUGCAGAGUGCGUCAUCCAGAUGAAAUAAAUCGCAACCCAUUCAGUCUAUGGAAUCUCCAUGCAGUUUAGGGGAGGGCAUCCAUCUGGGCACUCAGAUUAAUGGUUACAGUUAUGUCCCUGCUCAGGAUUAUAGGGCCAAAUACAAAUUAGCUGUGCCUGCAUGUGAGUAGCACUUUACGGCAGUGCUGUGAAAUGGGGGCUAAAUCACCCUUAUGGCUGUAUUAUAUAUUCUCAUACAUUGGGCUGUCAAUAAUACCUUAAGGUGAGCUACAGCCCACAUGUAGACAGCACUGCUGUGAGGAUUUACACAUAAUGGCAAGGUAAUGUGCACCCCAACAUCUGGAACUUUAAACCUGAGCUAAUAAUGGGGAUGGAGGGUUGCCUCAUUGUAACAUUAUUAUCCCAAAUAUAUCUGUGCCGCUGUGAGAAUUGGGACUUGUCUGAUCUGAUUAGGGACGGACCAGUAGGACACACGGUGUCUGUAGUGAGAAUCAUUCUGAGAUAGACCUGAGCUUUUGUUUAGAUUUUCUAGAAAUGACAAAAGGGUAUAAAUCGUUUUUGGGUUUUUUUUCUUAUCCCACAUUGUUGUAAUUCCGUAGAUAUAGUAUAGCUUUCAGGACAAGACUGCAUUGGCUGCUUUGGCAUUGACAUUGCUUUUCGACUGUUUGCUUCGAGGGUUUCCCCCUCUCCUUUGCACAUUUGCACGCGUUCUGAUCCAUGUAUUGUCUCGUUAGUAGACGGGGCAAACUGCUAAAUGAUUCCAAGCCAGGAAUGUCCGACCCUUUCUGAGAGGCCGAGGGCUGGAAGUUGUAUUAUUGGAGCAUCUAUGAAGCUACAGGUUGCAACCUGCUCUAAGCUUUAGCUCAAGACUAGACUUGCAAGCUGCUCUAAGCUUUAGCUCAAGACUAGACUUGCAAGCUGCUCUAAGCUUUAGCUCAAGACUAGACUUGCAAGCUGCUCUAAGCUUUAGCCCAAGACUAGACUUGCAAGCUGCUCUAAGCUUUAGCCCAAGACUAGACUUGCAAGCUGCUCUAAGCUUUAGCUCAAGACUAGACUUGCAAGCUGCUCUAAGCUUUAGCCCAAGACUAGACUUGCAAGCUGCUCUAAGCUUUAGCUCAAGACUAGACUUGCAAGCUGCUCUAAGCUUUAGCUCAAGACUAGACUUGCAACCUGCUCUAAGCUUUAGCUCAAGACUAGACUUGCAAGCUGCUCUAAGCUUUAGCCCAAGACUAGACUUGCAAGCUGCUCUAAGCUUUAGCCCAAGACUAGACUUGCAGCCUGCUCUAAGCUUUAGCCCAAGACUAGACUUGCAAGCUGCUCUAAGCUUUAGCCCAAGACUAGACUUGCAAGCUGCUCUAAGCUUUAGCCCAAGACUAGACUUGCAAGCUGCUCUAAGCUUUAGCUCAAGACUAGACUUGCAAGCUGCUCUAAGCUUUAGCUCAAGACUAGACUUGCAAGCUGCUCUAAGCUUUAGCCCAAGACUAGACUUGCAGCCUGCUCUAAGCUUUAGCCCAAGACUAGACUUGCAACCUGCUCUAAGCUUUAGCUCAAGACUAGACUUGCAAGCUGCUCUAAGCUUUAGCCCAAGACUAGACUUGCAAGCUGCUCUAAGCUUUAGCUCAAGACUAGACUUGCAACCUGCUCUAAGCUUGAGCCCAAGACUAGACUUGCAAGCUGCUCUAAGCUUUAGCUCAAGACUAGACUUGCAAGCUGCUCUAAGCUUUAGCCCAAGACUAGACUUGCAAGCUGCUCUAAGCUUUAGCUCAAGACUAGACUUGCAAGCUGCUCUAAGCUUUAGCUCAAGACUAGACUUGCAAGCUGCUCUAAGCUUUAGCCCAAGACUAGACUUGCAGCCUGCUCUAAGCUUUAGCCCAAGACUAGACUUGCAACCUGCUCUAAGCUUUAGCUCAAGACUAGACUUGCAAGCUGCUCUAAGCUUUAGCCCAAGACUAGACUUGCAAGCUGCUCUAAGCUUUAGCUCAAGACUAGACUUGCAACCUGCUCUAAGCUUGAGCCCAAGACUAGACUUGCAGCCUGCUCUAAGCUUUAGCUCAAGACUAGACUUGCAGCCUGCUCUAAGCUUUAGCCCAAGACUAGACUUGCAACCUGCUCUAAGCUUUAGGUCAAGACUAGACUUGCAACCUGCUCUAAGCUUUAGGUCAAGACUAGACUUGCAACCUGCUCUAAGCUUUAGGUCAAGACUAGACUUAUUUUUUUUUCUAGGAAGAUAUAUGUAAAUAUAUAAACCCGGUAUUUAUGAGUUCUAUGCAAAACGUUGUGACUGUGUGGUUAAAUUCUUGCCUUUCUCUUCGUGUUGUUAAGCGAUUGGGUGCUGGAACACUCAUAGCUACUGUACACCCAAGGAUAGAAAUGCUGUUUUCUUUACAUUUCCAUGAGGUACAGCAACUAGGAGGCAGCGACUCCCCCUCUUCUCGUUACUCCUCCGCUCCUAUGUAAUCAGUGCAAGCUCGGUGGUACCCUACUGGAAGCAACGGAACUAAUGCUGAGGCGUCAUGCCUGUCUUUUGUUGGUUAAAUCUCCCAGCAUCCUCAGCCAACAUCAUGGAGCUGUGGUUUCCAAAGGGUAGGAACCCUGUAGUUGCUGUCAAUGCUUGUAGCUUGAAAUUUUAGUUGCCUGUCCUCAGCCUCCAAAUCUCACAAUUCCCUGCACACGUGAUGUCAAUAAGGAAAGGAACAUCGCAGUGCAAUGCAUUGUGGGUUAUGUAGUUCCUGCAUGCUGUCUGUAAGCUGUGGAGAAUUUGUUACAAUUUAUAACACCAGUGUUUUAGUCCCUCCUCCCCUGCCAGGAUUUCAAAUGAUGCAGAAAGAGAAGAACUGUUUUGCAGCUGGAUUUCAGCCUAUAAACAUGGGAUUUAUUUAAACGUUUUUGACUUUACAGUGACCGGUAUAUUAGGGGUUUCUGUGUUGCGUGGGGCUCUUUAACAAAUUUUGGUUCGGAAGCCAGAGUAACCCUUUAAAUUCCAUACUUGGGUCAAGGACUUUCUUGCAACGCCUAACCACUAAGCUGAGACCUGUAGGCCCCUGUGGGCGGAGCCACAUUAACGGAAUCAUUAUCAGUUGUGUCAUUUGAUUUCUAUUACCUGUUUUGAUGUAGACAUGGUCCCAUUAAUAUAUUUCUUAUGCAUUCUUGUCCUGCCUGUGCUCAGCUGAGCCGUCAUUGCUUCAACAUGGCCGCUUACACGAGCACCAUGCAGGCUGCCUUGGUAGCAUUAGUGCAACACUAAUAACAACUAAGAACUAUAUUAAUCUAUGAGUUCCCCAGCUCCUUUUUUGGUUGCUAAAAAUAUGUUUUUGGGUAGAAACAUUAUUCACCCCACCCCCGUGUGCCUCCUUAUGUACCAAGAAGAACCAACUCAGUGCUAUAUGCAUAGUCCCUUGAGUUGCUGGCAGCGCAAUGAGCUGAUUGGUGGGUUUGCCCCUAGAAUUAAAGGGGACCUGUUACCCUAAAAAAUAAUUCCAAAUCCUUUUCUAUCAUGUUCGUUGAGCAAAAUAAACUUUACUUACACUGUAUAAAGUAUUUAAUUUUUUUUCCCCUUCAGUCCUGGGAUUUACAGUCACAGCCAGCAGGCCGGCGCCAUUUUGUGUACACUGUUAUUAAGGGAAACUUUGUAUUACCCCAAAAUCUUAUGCCUAUGUCAUCUAGGUAAUAUCUUGGAAGUGCUGAAUGCAAAGUUGGAGUAAUUGUAAUUAAAAAUCUGAGCUGACAAUCAUAUAUUGCCUGCCCCGCCUCUAUGCCUUCGGCAUAGAGGCGGGGCAGGAAAUAUAUGAUUGACAGCUCAGAUUUUUAAAUACAUUUAUAACCGGUUUGGAUGAUAUUCGACUUUUUAUAUCUUCACAACAUACGUCCAGGCUCACCCCGCAACAUAAAAUGCAUCUUCUGUUUGACUAUUCAGAGUUUUUGCACUGCUGUUCCAGACCAGAGAAUCACCGACAUUCCUGACUGAUAGUAAUGCAUGUUCAGUAAUCGUGCCGUUUCCCCAGUUGUGUAUGGGAGCAUUGUAUCUGGGGAAAACAAGCAUUUAAUAUUAAUAAACUGACAUUCUGAAUGGCGAA
Messenger RNA from Xenopus tropicalis (tropical clawed frog), 5449 nucleotides. The record is from RefSeq and is a predicted model, not a curated record. Lineage: Eukaryota; Metazoa; Chordata; Amphibia; Anura; Pipidae.